Salvia miltiorrhiza (redroot sage) is the source of this 1200-nucleotide messenger RNA. RefSeq names its product expansin-A15-like. Lineage: Eukaryota; Viridiplantae; Streptophyta; Magnoliopsida; Lamiales; Lamiaceae. The record is from RefSeq and is a predicted model, not a curated record. The coding region runs from base 110 to 856 and encodes 248 amino acids. Gene Ontology annotation, biological process: plant-type cell wall organization. The transcript has 3 exons. Gene Ontology annotation, cellular component: extracellular region.
AGCCUUUAAGUUCCAGUUUAGAAGCACUUUACCUCUAUUUAUAUCGCCACUCUCUCUUCACAUUUUCCUCAAUUCAACCUCCCUCUCCCUCUCCCUCUCGAAAUUAAUAAUGGCUCUUCUCGGGCUUUUCCUGGUCGGAUUUCUCGCAGUGGUAUCGGGUGCGAAUGCCUACGGCGGGGGCUGGGCUAACGCCCAUGCAACCUUCUACGGAGGAAGCGAUGCUUCGGGAACAAUGGGUGGCGCGUGCGGUUACGGGAAUCUGUACAGCCAAGGUUACGGUACAAACACUGCAGCGCUGAGUACCGCCCUGUUCAACAACGGGCUGAGCUGCGGGUCCUGCUACGAGAUCAGGUGCGCCGGCGAGAGGCGGUGGUGCUUGCCCGGUUCGAUUCUGGUGACGGCGACCAAUUUCUGCCCCCCAAACAACGCCUUACCGAACAAUGCAGGGGGGUGGUGCAACCCGCCCCUCCACCACUUCGACCUCUCUCAGCCCGUAUUCCAACACAUUGCUCAGUACAGAGCCGGCAUUGUCCCCGUUGCUUACAGAAGGGUAGCCUGCAGGAGAAGGGGCGGAAUUAGGUUCACCAUCAAUGGGCACUCCUACUUCAACCUAGUGCUCAUCACGAAUGUCGGCGGCGCCGGCGACGUGCACGCGGUGGCGAUUAAAGGGUCUCGGACUGGGUGGCAGCCGAUGUCGAGGAACUGGGGCCAGAACUGGCAGAGCAACAACAACCUCAAUGGUCAGAGCCUGUCGUUCAAGGUGACCACCAGCGACGGCCGCACCGUCGUCUCCAACAACGCCGCCCCGGCCGGCUGGUCCUUUGGCCAGACCUUCGCCGGCGCUCAGUUCCGUUGAAUAUCAAUUUUAUAAUAUACCUAAGUUAGGUGGCUAGGUAGUAGUUGGGUCUCUAAAGGGGUGGAAAAAGAAAUUGAGGGGGCUAAUUUUAUAUGGUCCUUGGCUUUUUGGGGUUCAAAUGAGAAUCACAAAUUUGUGGGGGUAGGAUUAUCUUUCUUGCUCUUGACUUGAGGCUAUUGUUUUUGGGAUUUUUUCUUUUUCUUUUUUGGGGAACUAUUUUUCUGUCGCUUAAGAGGCAGAAGAUGGCUGAGGUGGAUAUAUUACCACCCGCUUCCUAUUGUAAAAGUCUUAUUGUUGGAAGAUCAAUAUGUAACUAAAUGAAAUGGCUUGUUUCUUGUUUACAA